Molecule: messenger RNA, 1996 nt
Organism: Danio aesculapii
Lineage: Eukaryota; Metazoa; Chordata; Actinopteri; Cypriniformes; Danionidae
Exons: 8
Coding region: 205-1494 (429 amino acids)
Biological process (GO): glycerophospholipid biosynthetic process
Cellular component (GO): mitochondrion
Source: RefSeq, a predicted model, not a curated record
CAUCGCGUCGCUCGCAGUGCGGAAUCGGCGGUUGUUUGUUGGAGUCGCAGAUCUCAGUCCUCCGUUUGCCGGCGAUGUUUGUUUCCUGACGCGAGUCUCUUCGCGGAUUCGGACCUCCUCCUCUUUGUCGUCACAUUUGCACCGCUACAAAAGCCGUAUGGAGAAACGGGAGCCGGUCGAAAGCGGAUCGGGAAGCGUGUCGAAAUGAGGGCGAUGAACGCGCUGCUGAGGCGGGCGUCGAGCAGCGGCGGAUGGCGGUGUGUGCGGCGCGGGCUCUGCUCUGAGUCGGAUCCAAGCUUUGGAUUGCUGUUUGACAUCGAUGGAGUGUUGGUUCGAGGAAAGACCCCCAUCCCUGCUGCAAAGAGGGCUUUUCAGAAGCUGGUGGACACCAAGGGCCAGUUCUUGGUCCCAGUCGUCUUUGUCACAAAUGCUGGAAACUGCUUACGGCAGAAGAAGGCCGACCAGCUGUCGCACAUACUGGGUGUUCCUAUCUCUCAAGACCAGGUCAUGAUGUCUCACAGCCCUUUAAGGAUGUUCAAGAAAUAUCAUGACAAGUUUGUGCUGGUGUCUGGACAAGGUCCUGUGCUCGACAUCGCCAAAAACGUGGGCUUCACAAACGUGGUUAGCAUCGAUAUGCUACGCGAGUCUUUCCCUCUGCUGGACAUGGUGGACCACAACAGGAGACCCAAACUACCGUCUUCUCCUGUGGCGAACCUGCCCAGAGUCGAAGCUGUAGUUCUCUUCGGAGAGCCCAUCCGGUGGGAAACAAACCUGCAGCUGAUCGUGGACGUGCUUCUGACCAAUGGGAAUUUGAGCAGCGCUUACGAAACGGCUCACUCCACACAUCUGCCUCUCCUGGCCUGCAACAUGGACCUGAUGUGGAUGGCAGAGGCUCAUUCCCCCAGGUUCGGUCACGGCACCUUCAUGGUGUGUCUGGAGAGCAUCUAUAAGAAGAUCACUGGGAAAGAGCUGAAGUACGAGGCGCUGAUGGGGAAACCCAGCGAACUGACCUAUCACUUCGCUGAGUUCCUGAUCAGAGAACAGGCUGUGGAGAGAGGCUGGAGAGCACCAAUCAGAUCGCUGUAUGCCAUCGGAGACAACUUGAUGACUGAUAUCUACGGAGCAAACCUCUACAACCGCUACCUCGAGGAGCGCGUGUCCAGGACAUCCACCAAGGCAGUGGCCAACAUGGUGACGGGCACCGGAGCGCCCGCCAGUGUCCCGGAGGAGGUGGACACGGGGAACGGCUGGGAGAGUGAGCUAGCGUCGCCCUCCGCCACGUCCUGCAAGUCCAUCCUGGUGUGCACAGGAGUCUACAACCCGCACAUGGAGCUGCCCAGAGACGCCAGCCAGUGCAUCAAGGAGACGGUUUUCCACGGACACCGAGAUUUCCGCUUCGACCCCGCGCUGGUGGAGCCCGAGAAGAUCGUGCAAGACGUGGACGCCGCUGUUGAACUCAUCUUCCAGAUGGAGAAGUUCGGGACGGAGGUUUAGCUUCACUAACACAGUAUUAUAACAUCAACAGUCCAUAUUAAAGGGGUAGUUCACUACUUACCCAGCCUCAAGUGGUUAUAAAACUAGCUGGUAACACUUUCAAUUGAUGAUCCAUUAAUAUGUUCACUAACAUGAACAAACUAUUAGUAAUACAUUUAUUACAGUAUUUAUUUACAUUUGUCAAUGCUAUUUCAGUUUAAUAACGCUGCUGUGGAUGAUAAUAAUGCGUCAGUAUAUGCUAAACUAUGAUUAAUAAAUGCUGCACAAGAUUAUUCAUACUUAGUUAAUGCUAAUAAAUACCAUGAACUAAUGGACUAUCAGUCUAAAGUGUUUCCAACUAGUUUUUUAUUUCUGCUGAACGAUAAAAGAGGGGAUUUUCUACUCUCUAAUCUUCUGCUUUCUGCUUUUAAAUGUGCUUUAUGACUAAAUACUAGCGCUGGGCAGAGAUUAAUCACAUCCAAAAUAAAAGUUAGUUGUGACAUAAUAUAUAUAUAUAUGUGUG